Molecule: messenger RNA, 610 nt
Organism: Hevea brasiliensis (rubber tree)
Lineage: Eukaryota; Viridiplantae; Streptophyta; Magnoliopsida; Malpighiales; Euphorbiaceae
Product: protein SEED AND ROOT HAIR PROTECTIVE PROTEIN-like
Exons: 2
Coding region: 89-610 (173 amino acids)
Source: RefSeq, a predicted model, not a curated record
UGUAGCUCUCAUCCUUCAGCAGUUCAGCUUGACUCAUCUUUCUUUCUUCUCUCUAAGAGUUGGUGAGUAGUGAGCACAUUAUAGUAUAAUGGGUUUCUCUCAUUUCUGCUUGGCAAUCUCUGCGGCUGUAUCUUUAGCAGUUAUUGCUUCUGCCAGCGAUGGAGUUUAUGGUGCCAAUUAUCCCAAUCUUGAGAAACCAAACCUGGAAAAGGACAAGUUACUCUCCACAUUAAUUGGGAUUCAAGGACUCAUUUACUGCAAAUCAGGCCCCGAACUCAUUCCUCUUGCAGGAGCUGUGGCAAGGGUAACAUGCCUUGCAGUUGAUGACUAUGGAUACGAAACAGCACCUUUGUCCAUCCUGAGUGGAGCAACCGAUGCUAAGGGCUACUUCUUUGCAACCUUAUCACCUUCAGAGGUCGAAGAUGAAAGGAAGAUUAAAGAGUGCAAGGCAUUCUUAGAGGUGUCUCCAUUAUUGAAGACUUGCAAUGUUCCCACGGACGUGAACAAGGGGAUCUCUGGUGCUCUUCUUGAUUCUUAUCAAUUCCUUACCCAGAAGAAUAUGAAAUUGUUCACUGUGGGGCCUUUCUUCUACACUUCUGAGACUGAUUAG